AUGAAGACCGUAUUCUCGGGGUUGGCUCUGCCUACCUUGGCUCUGGCACUCCCCCAAAUAUUGUCAGGUGCGAAUUCGGGACAGAAGCUUGGUCUGCCCACGGUUGGCGGUCUCCUGAACGAUGUAUCCGGACUUCUUGGUUCCGUUGCAUCAUCGAUCAACCCCGACAACAAGCGACCAGAGCCAGGUUACGAGUUCAUUGCACCCGGUCCAAACGACAGCAGAGGUCCUUGCCCUGGCUUAAACCUCCUCGCCAACUAUGGCUACUUGCCCCGUAACGGCCACGUCACGUCUAGCCAGGUUAUCGAGGCUGUUGCACGCGGCUUCAACAUGGGAGCGGACCUCGCAACGGUUCUCGCUGUGUUCGCUGUUCUGUCUGAUGGCGAUAUCGAGACCCAGUCGUGGUGGCUGGGUGCAGGCCCGAACAUCGUCGGCGGCCUGAACCGUCACUCCACCGUCGAGGCCGACAUCUCUCCCAACAAAGAGGAUUUCUACAAUGGCUGCGGUGACAACCAUCACAUUUCUUCUCGCAUCUUCAAGCAAAACGUGGAGUUUGUCAAGCAAGAUCCAAACAAGGAGUUCAGCUACGAUGUCAUGCGACGACAGUACAGCGCCAAUGCCGCCUUCUCGAAGCAAUACAACCCAUACCUUUACUACUUUCCAUUCCCGUCAAUUGUGUCGGUUGUGGCGUUCAAUUUCUACCCCGAAUACUUCUCCAACGGCACAUACGGAGCAGGCGGAGUCGCCAACUACGAGUCCAUCUCCAGCAUUGUUGGCGCCAAGUAUGACAAGAAGACAGGCGACUACGAAUACGUCCCCGAGAGGUGGCCCGAGAACUGGUACCGCCGCGCCACCCCCUACGGUGCCGUCGAGGCCCUGACCGAUGGCUUCACUCGCAUCUACCCUGCCAACCCUGUGGCCAUGGCCUUCGGGCAGAUUGGAACCCCCAACCUCAAUGCCACCACCCUACUCUGCAACGCGUUUCAGGGUCUCAACUCAAUCACUCCUCUGGCCAUUGCAGGUCAAAGCCGUGCUGCGCAAGCUAGCCUCACUUGGGCGCUUGGAAAGCUCAUUGAUGUCGGUCUUGAUGGCACCACCCUCGGAUGUCCAAAGACCACGAUCAGCCAGAACUUCUACCCUGACGGCAAGGGUGGUCCGCUGCAGCCACCACCAGUUCAGACCAAGAACAAUGGCAACAACGUCUACAACAAGGUGUACCACCGCACCGCGCCCAAGCAACCGAUCUGUGACAUUACCGCGCCCGCAGCGCCUGCAUAUUAA
Messenger RNA from Zymoseptoria tritici IPO323, 1281 nucleotides. RefSeq lists its product as uncharacterized. The transcript has 3 exons. The record is from RefSeq and is a predicted model, not a curated record. Gene Ontology annotation, molecular function: peroxidase activity. NCBI's taxonomy places the organism in Eukaryota, Fungi, Ascomycota, Dothideomycetes, Mycosphaerellales, Mycosphaerellaceae. The coding region runs from base 1 to 1281 and encodes 426 amino acids.